This is a messenger RNA of Linum trigynum, 282 nucleotides long. The record is from the annotation of a GenBank genome assembly. NCBI's taxonomy places the organism in Eukaryota, Viridiplantae, Streptophyta, Magnoliopsida, Malpighiales, Linaceae.
AUGAACCACCAGAAUCACUCGCCGGCGGCUGAUCUGAAUCAUUCAGACAGACCACCGGAUCCUGGCCAGGAUAUGAGCAGCGGAUGUGAUACGUCCAUGUCCGUGGAGCUAACCGCCGUCAAUGAAUCUGACCGCUCAGUGGCGGCGACGGAGGCAAAUAUGACUAAGGCCCCGAGACAACAGGAGAUCCUUCUGAGCCAACAGAUGGCUACCCAGCCUCUCUCGUAUGCAAAUGCGGUGAUGGGGAAAGCCACGAAUACGUUUCAGAACAAGAUAGCCUAG